Molecule: messenger RNA, 5343 nt
Organism: Puma concolor (puma)
Lineage: Eukaryota; Metazoa; Chordata; Mammalia; Carnivora; Felidae
Gene: PAPPA2
Product: pappalysin 2
Biological process (GO): proteolysis; cell surface receptor signaling pathway
Molecular function (GO): metalloendopeptidase activity
Source: RefSeq, a predicted model, not a curated record
AUGAUGGGCCCAAAGAUCCUGAGAAUAAGCCUGGUGAUUCUGGCCGGGUGGGCGCUCGGCACUGCCGGCUCUGAGCCGGGCUGGACACGCAAGAGGUCCCUGGCUCAGAGGGGACGCCUGAAUCAGUUGCUGUCGGAAGGAGAACGCUGUUGGCUGGGGGCCAGGCCGCCAAGACCCAGAGCCGCUCCCCAGCAUCAUCUUUUUGGGGUCUACCCCAGCAGGCCUGGGGACUACCUGAGGCCCUACCCCGUGGGGGGGCAGGGAACCCGCCCCGCAGGACGCAGUGAGCCAGCUGCCACGGGGGCUGCGAGCCCAGCUGGAGGUGUGGGGCUGAGGGGCACAGCUGAGCAGCCAGCCGCCUCGUGGGACAGGGAUGGUCCCGCUGGGCGGUCUGAGCUGCGGGGAGAUGAUGACACUUAUCUUGGUGAUGGAGGAUCCAAGGAGUCUCUAGGUGAGGCUGGGACUCGCGAACGCUCGGCCACGGCUGCCACGGCUGCUACCACCUUCGUGGGCCCAAAGGAACCCAAACCAGAGACCCAAAGCAAGGGCCGGGCCAAGACCAGGCGUCGUCGCCAGGUGGUGAAGGGGCAGGUAGGGGCCGUGCAGGGAGAGCCCGGUGUCUCUCCCCAUCGUCUCCGGCCGCGGCCGAAGCAUCCCCUUGUGCACGGGGUCAGAACGAGUCCGUCGGAGGACGGCAUCCAGAAGGGUGGAGGGGACCCCUCCUGGGAAGCAGAGUCCCAGGGAGGACUGCCUGUCUUGUAUUUCUCCGGGAGGCGGGGGCGGCUCCUGCUGCGUCCAGAAGUGCUGGCUGAGAUUCCCCGGGAGGCAUUCACAGUGGAAGCCUGGGUGAGACCGGAGGGAGGACAGAACAACCCAGCCAUCAUUGCAGGUGUGUUUGAUAACUGCUCCCACACUGUCAGUGACAAGGGCUGGGCCCUAGGGAUCCGCUCAGGGAAGGACAUAGGAAGGCGAGACGCUCGCUUCUUCUUCUCCCUUCGCACCGACCGUGUGAAGAAAGCCACCAUUGUGACUGGCAACAGUCGCUACCAACCAGGCACAUGGACACACGUGGCAGCCACCUAUGAUGGACAUCGUAUGGCUCUGUAUGUGGAUGGCACUCGGGUGGCCAGUAGCCCAGAGCAAUCUGGUCCCCUGAACAGCCCCUUCAUGGCAUCCUGUCGCUCUUUGCUUCUGGGGGGGGAUAGCUCUGAGGACGGCCGCUAUUUUCGUGGACACCUGGGCACCCUGGUCUUCUGGUCGACCGCCCUCCCGCAAAGCCAUCUCCGGCACAGUCCUCAGCGUCCAGCUGGAGUGGAAGAAUUGGCCUCCCUCCUCCUGACAGCCAGUUUUGAGCCCUUGGAAGAACAGUGGGUCCCCUUUAGAGAUGGGGAGUUCCCACGGCGUGAGGUUCUGCAUGGCUUUGAGCCUGAGCCUGAAAUUGUGUCACCUCUGAAGCCCCCACUCUGUGGACGGACGGCUUGCGACAACGUGGAGCUGAUCUCCCACUACAACGGGCACCGGCCCCUCCAGGGAGAGAAGGUGAUCCGCUACCGAGUGGUAAACAUCUGUGACGAUGAGGGCCUGAACCCCACCGUGAGCGAGGAGCAGAUCAGCCGGCAGCACAAGGCGCUGAACCAUGCCUUCAGCCGCUACAACAUCAGCUGGCAGCUGAGCGUCCACCAGGUCCACAACUCCACCCUGCGCCACCGGGUUGUGCUUGUGAACUGCGAGCCCAGCAAGAUUGGCAAUGACCACUGUGACCCUGAGUGUGAGCACCCACUCACAGGCUAUGACGGGGGCGACUGCCGCCUGCAUGGCCGGUGCUACUCCUGGAACCGCAGGGACGGGCUCUGCCACGUGGAGUGCAACAACAUGCUGAAUGACUUUGACGACGGGGACUGCUGCGACCCCGAGGUGGCUGAUGUGCACAAGACCUGCUUCGACCCCGACUCACCCAAGAGGGCAUACAUGAGUGUGAAGGAGCUGAAGGAGGCACUGCAGCUCAACAGUACUCACUUCCUCAAUGUCUACUUUGCCAGCUCCGUGCGGGAAGACCUUGCAGGCGCUGCCACCUGGCCUUGGGACAAGGAAGCCAUCAGUCACCUGGGUGGCGUUGUCCUCAACCCAGCCUAUUAUGGCAUGCCUGGCCAUACCAACAUUAUGAUCCACGAGGUGGGGCAUGUGCUGGGACUCUACCAUGUCUUCAAAGGGGUCAGUGAGAGGGAAUCCUGUGAUGACCCCUGUAGGGAGACAGUGCCAUCCAUGGAUACGGGAGACCUCUGUGCCGACACCGCCCCUACUCCCAAGAGUAAGCUGUGCCAGGACCCAGAGCCUACCAACGAUACCUGUGGCUUCACCCACUUCCCGGGGGCUCCGUUCAGCAACUACAUGAGCUAUACAGAUGAUGACUGCACCGACAGCUUCACCCCUAACCAGGUGGCCCGGAUGCAUUGCUAUUUGGACCUUGUGUAUCAGCAGUGGAGUCAAAGCCGGAAGCCCACCCCCAUUCCCAUCCCACCCAUGGUCAUCGGGCAGACCCACACCUCCCUCACCAUCCACUGGCUUCCUCCAAUCAGUGGGGUUGUGCACGACAGGGUCCCAGGCAGCGUGUGUGGUGCCUGCGCUGAAGAUGGGACAUUCCGUCAGUACGUGCACGCAGCUUCCUCCCGGCGUGUGUGUGACUCCUCAGGUUACUGGACUCCAGAGGAGGCUGUGGGGCCUCCAGACGUGGACCAGCCCUGUGAGCCAAGCUUGCAGGCCUGGAGUCCCGAGCUCCACCUGUACCAUAUGAACAUGACGGUCCCCUGCCCUUCGGAAGGCUGUAGCCUGGAGCUGCUCUUCCAGCACCCGGUCCAAGCUGACACCCUUACCCUAUGGGUCACCUACCUCUCCAUGGACUCCUCCCAGGCACUCUUUGACACGGAGAUCUUGCUGGAACACCAGGAGUCUGUGCACCUGGGCCCCUUAGACACUUUCUGUGACACCCCACUCACUAUCAAACUGCAUGUGGACGGGAAGGUCUCUGGGGUGAAGGUCUACACCUUUGAUGAGCGGAUGGAGAUUGACGCAGCUCUGCUAACUUCCCAGCCCCAUAGUCCCCUGUGCUCUGGCUGCAGGCCUGUGAGGUACCAGGUUCUUCGUGAGCCCCCAUUUGCCAAUGGCUUGCCCAUGGUGGUGACAAAUCCUCACAGGAAGUUCACGGACGUGGAGGUCACACCUGGGCAGCUGUAUCGGUACCAAGUUCAAGCUGGAGCUGGAACAGAACUAGGAGAAGCCUCGCCUCCGCUGAGCCACAUCCAUGGAGCUCCUUACUGUGGAGACGGGAAGGUGGCAGGGAGCCUGGGAGAAGAAUGUGAUGAUGGGGACCUUCUGAGCGGAGAUGGCUGCUCAAGGGCAUGCCAGCUGGAGGAAGGCUUCCACUGCGCAGGGGAGCCAAGCCUAUGUUACAUAUAUGAGGGAGAUGGGAUAUGUGAACCUUUUGAGAAGGAAACCAGCAUCAUAGACUGUGGCCUCUAUACUCCCAAAGGAUAUGUGGAUCAGUGGGCCGCCCAAGCUUAUUCCUCUCAUGAAGACAAGAAGUGUCCUGCUUCCUUGGUAACUGGAGAACCUCAUUCCAUGAUUUGCACGUCAUACCAUCCAGAUUUACCAGAGCACCGUCCUCUCACUGGCUGGUUUCCCUGUGUCACCAAUGGAAACAGACCUCAGAAUAAAAGGAGUGAGCAGACAGAAGGUAGCCUGGAGAGGGAGGAGGAGGUUUGGCUCAAAGUGUGUUUCAGUAGACCAGGAGUGGCCACGACAAUUUUCAUUUUCUUGACAUCUGAUGGCCCGGUACUUGGAGAACAUCGGCGGCCAACAGUGACUGUUCACCUGACUGAUGUCAGUGGGAACAACCACUCUCUUGGAACCUAUGAACUGUCAUGCCAGCAUAACCCUCUGGUUAUCAAUGUGAGCCAUCACCCGAAUGUCCUCUCCCACCGUACCUCCUCAGUGCUGCUGAAUUUCUCAUCCCCAUUGGUGGGCAUCUCAGCGGUGGCUCUAAGGACAUCCUCCCACAUAAGUUCAUCAACUCUCAAUAACUGCAUCCCAGAGCAUGAGGGACAAAAUCAUCAGGGACAGAGCUGUGUCCACCGGCCCUGUGGGGAGCAGGGCAGCUGUGCGCCAUUGCUGCUUGAUCACGCGGAUAUGGUGAACUGUACCUCUGGUGGCCCAGGUCACAUGAAGUGUGCUAUCACCUGUCAAAGGGGGUUUGCCCUUCAGGCCAGCAGCGGGCAAUACCUCAGGCCCGUGCAGAAGGAAAUUCUGCUCACCUGUUCCUCUGGGCACUGGGACCGGGCUGUGAGCUGCAUGCCCCUUGAUUGUGGCGUUCCCGACCCAUCUUUGGUGAACUACGCAAACUUCUCCUGCUCAGAGGGAACAGACUUUCUGAAGCGCUGUUCAAUCUCCUGUGUCCCACCAGCCAAGCUCCAAGGACUGAACCCAUGGCUGACUUGUCUUGAAGACGGGCUCUGGUCCCUCCCGGAAGCCUACUGCAAGUUGGAGUGUGACGCCCCCCCUGUAAUCCCAAAUGCCAGCCUGCUCUUGCCUCACUGCCUCCAGGGCAACCAUGACGUGGGCUCCGUCUGUAGAUACGAAUGCAAACCAGGCUACUACGCCGAGCCAAGUGCCGAGGGUAAAGUCAGGAGCAAUUUCCUGAAGAUACAGUGCCUGGAGGGUGGCAUCUGGGAGCAAGGCAGCUGCGUUCCAGUGGUGUGUGAGCCCCCUUCCCCUGUCUUUGAAGGCAUGUAUGAAUGUACCAAUGGCUUUGAACUCAACAGCCGGUGUGUGCUCAGCUGUAACCAGGAAAGCGGAAGGGUUCCUAUCCUCUGCACUAAGGAGGGACUGUGGACUGAGGAGUUCAAGUUGUGUGAGAACCUACAAGGGGAGUGCCCACCACCCCCGUCGGAGCUGAAUUUUGUGGAGUACAAGUGUGAGCAGGGAUACGGGAUUGGUGCUGUGUGUUCCCCAUCAUGUGUGAUUCCCCCUAGUGACCCCGUAGUUCUGCCUGAGAACGUCACUGCUGACACGCUGGAGCACUGGAUGGAACCUGUCAAAGUCCAGAGCAUCGUGUGCACUGGACAGCGUCAAUGGCACCCACCCCCCUUCCUCAUCCACUGCAUCCAGUCGUGUGAGCCUUUCCAAGCUGAUGGGUGGUGCGAUACCAUCAACAACCGGGCCUACUGCCACUAUGAUGGGGGAGACUGCUGCUCUUCUACUCUGUCCUCCAAGAAGGUCAUUCCAUUUGCUGCUGACUGUGACCUGGAUGAAUGCACCUGCCGGGACCCCAAGGCUGAAGAAAAUCAGUAA